Molecule: messenger RNA, 949 nt
Organism: Porites evermanni
Lineage: Eukaryota; Metazoa; Cnidaria; Anthozoa; Scleractinia; Poritidae
Source: the annotation of a GenBank genome assembly
AUGAAAACUCUUCGAAAUAAUCUCGAUUGUUUGGAAGAACUAGCCACCUUGUUGGAUUGUGAAACACCAGGAAUGAAAAACUGGCUGCAUUUUGCUUGGAAGCUUGGUGUUUCCAAGGAAGACUGUGACAAUUUAAAGCCAAAAGGAAACCCAAGUCCGACCAGAACUUUAAUGGAACACAUCGUUCAAGUUGAUCCAGACCUCACAGUCAAGACGUUUAUUGAGGCGCUGAAAAGGAUGCAAAGGACAGACGUCGUAAAUACCUUGAGAAAGUUAAUGCUGGGUAAUUCAUAUUUUCAUUAUCUAAAGUUAUCAUGUGUUGGCUAGAGAACCUUUUUUCGUAAUCUGGAUUUUAUGUUGUAUUUAGGUUAUCCUUAAGUCGGGAACUGAACUUUUCCCCUUUUUUUAUCUGACUCCUUUCCUCAGUUACAUGUGCGGGUGAUUUGGGGGUGCUUAUCAUGUGACAGAAAAACCCGGUUAGGCUGUCCAAAGCAUUGCGUUAAGCGAUUUACCAGUUUUUAGCUUAAUUGUCCCUUCUGUUACGAAUGAAAUCCAAAAAGGCGUGAAUUUGUGUAACGUCUGGAAGUCUGGAACCGAGAAAUUGAAAAACGGUAAUUAGUCAAAAUUUUAUUUUUUUUGGUUAAUGGUAAGCACCCUAGCACUGAAUUACUUUUCCGAAGAAGACGUUACACGCACCUCGAUUUUAUCUAAAGGUCAUUGUGGCUUCUCAACUGCAGAAAAGACAAAGAUACAGACCCACUGAAUAUGGCCUUUGUUGGGUCUCUUGCCUGUUCGAGACCGUAGACGCACUACUUCUUUUUACCGUUUCCCCCUUGUUUUUUCUUAGCUGUUGUUUUUGUAGUGCUUUUUGCCUUUUGAUUGGUUAUUAUUUGUAGAUUGUGAUGGAAGAAACAUCAGCACCGACGAUGAAGCAUUUAAGACUUUAUAA